This is a messenger RNA of Cryptococcus wingfieldii CBS 7118, 858 nucleotides long. RefSeq lists its product as hypothetical. Gene Ontology annotation, cellular component: cytoskeleton. Bases 1 to 858 code for a protein of 285 amino acids. The record is from RefSeq and is a predicted model, not a curated record. Lineage: Eukaryota; Fungi; Basidiomycota; Tremellomycetes; Tremellales; Cryptococcaceae. Gene Ontology annotation, molecular function: actin filament binding. The transcript is spliced from 5 exons.
AUGUCUACACAAACCAGCACCCAAACAGCAACCGCUACCAGCCCCAUCCUCCGUCUUCGCGGAGGUCCCCCAGCCGCCAGGUCAAAGCCUUACCGCCCACCAGUAUUCGCUACCAAGGAAGAAGAGAGGAAGCACUUGAAAGAAAGACUCGCGGCGUCGUUCAGGAUCUUUUCCAAGCUUGGGUAUGACGAGGGUGUUGCGGGGCACAUCACUGUUCGGGAUCCGAUCAACCCAGAAUCGUUCUGGGUAAACCCAUACGGCGUGGCGUUUGAUCUCCUGACAGUAUCGGACCUGCUGCUGAUCGACCAUAAUGGAAACAUCCUUGAGGGGACUGGAAAGCCUGGAGAUGGCCAAAUAUACAACGCUGCUGGGUUUGCUAUCCACGGAGCUGUUCACAAGCUGCGUCCAGACAUUCACGCCGCUGCGCACAGUCACACCACCUACGGCCGUGCUUUCUCUGUGCUUGGCCGUAACCUCGAUAUCGUCUCUCAAGACGCCGCUGCCUUUGCCGACACUGUCCGCCUAUACGACUCUUUCGGUGGUAUCGUCCUCGACGACGAAGAAGGCCGCAACAUCUGCGCUGCUCUCGGCCCCAACGGCAAGGGCGUCAUCCUCCAGAACCACGGUAUCCUCUCUGCCGCCCAGACUGUCGACGCUGCCGUCGCCUUCUUCGUGCGAUUGGAACAGUUGUGCGAGAGUCAGCUGAAGAGCGACUCGAUCGGGGCGCCGAAGGCGGUCGAGCAGGAGGAUAUUGCGGCGGUGUUUGCGGCGCAUGGAGGAGAGGAGGAAGCGUUCUUCCAGGCGCAGGAGAUGUUUGAGUGGAUCGAGCAUGAGACGGGGGGUGACUACAAGGUCUAG